AUGCCUCUAGCAGCAAAUGUGGCAUUGCUGAUGCUCCAGAUUGUUUUGUACAGGCAGCAAGAGCUUUCCCACGGCGAAAAAGGUGGGAAAUUGAACGAGCUAUUGGUAGAUCCGGUAGUGGAUGAAGUUGUACUGGAUCGGUUCACCAAUCAUCGCAUAGUGAAGCUUUACGCUCCGGAACUAGAAAAGGUGAGACUUCGUACGAUGAAAAAAGAGGUUGCAGAUCUGUUUAGCGCGGGUCUUCCGGAUAAGAACUUGCCAGUUACGGUUAUUACUCUAGCAAAUCAUUUCUACUAUACACGUAUAAAUGAACUUGAAAAGGACCAAAUCCCAAAAAUCAACAGGCAGAUGGUUAACUUUGUGGAACAACAGGAACAACAGGAACAGGACCAUAAAAUAGAGACUCCUUAA
Lachancea lanzarotensis is the source of this 411-nucleotide messenger RNA. It is a transcript of the gene SWC7, whose product is annotated as LALA0S01e10594g1_1. The transcript has a single exon. NCBI's taxonomy places the organism in Eukaryota, Fungi, Ascomycota, Saccharomycetes, Saccharomycetales, Saccharomycetaceae. The record is from RefSeq and is a predicted model, not a curated record. The coding region runs from base 1 to 411 and encodes 136 amino acids.